GUAUGUUCGUCCCUGCUGCGGUAAAUCAACUCUUUACUUCAACGGAGUCUGGUGCAGGUCCGUCCUGGCCGCUGAGACACCUCCACUCCGGUCUGCACCCUAAACAUCUGAAUAUAAGAAGUGAGAGAAUAGAACGAUGCUAGCAAGGACUCAGUCAGUUGCGUCAUCACCAGGCGUUGUCCGCAUCAGAUGUUCUUCAGGCUUCGUGACUAUGACUGCGACAAAGCGCAGUCCAUCAAAAGCCUCUCAUGAUGGAGGUCGCCUCCCUUGGUGAUUGUCAUCAAACUCCUAGAUCCACCUCCCUGCUCCUGUCAAACCGGCCGCUGGGAUGCACGUGAUGGGCAGCGCCUCCCCCGCCAAUGAUCAUCUCUUUUUUGACGACGGUGAAGUCGCGCCGAGCUGUAAACAGUCAACUGGCAAUAUGGAGGAGGACCAGAGAGAGCCGCCCCCUCCUCCUCCCCCUCCGCCACCCCCAUUGCAUCCCCCACCACCACUCCCACCCCUGCUUCCUGCGUUGGGAGACCUUGCUGAAGGUUUGAGGAAGAAGAAGAGAGUCAGGAGCUUCUACUGGAAAACCAUUCCAGAGGAGCAGGUGAAGGGUCGGGCCAACCUGUGGACGCUGGAUCGUGUUCAGGAGAAGUAUCAGAUUGAUGUCCAGACGAUUGAGGAGCUGUUUGGUCAAAAUGAAUCCUCUCAACCCACUGUGCCGCUCAGCAGAGGAGGGAAGGCCAGGGGCUCGUUCAGGGAGACCAAAGACGAGGUCUGCAUACUGGAUGCCAAGAGAGGGAUGAACAUUGGUAUUUUCCUCAAACAGUUCAAAAGAGCCAGUCAGGUGAUAGUGGAUGACAUUCAUCAUGGCAACAGUGAGGCCUUUGGAGUGGAACCUCUUAAAGAACUGCUGAAGCUGCUGCCAGAAACAGAGGAGGUCAGCAAGUUAGGGGCCUACAGAGGCGACGUCUCCAAGCUCUCUUUAGCUGAUACUUUUGUGUACCUGCUGAUUCAAAUCCCCAGUUACUCAGUACGAAUCGAGGCCAUGUUACUGAAAGAAGAGUUUCCUGCAGCAAGCGAAGCCAUGAAGCGCGACAUAGGCAUCCUUCGUUCUGCUACUAAAGAGGUGAUGAGCUGCGAAGAGCUUCACGCUGUUCUCCAUCUGGUGCUGCAGGCCGGAAACAUCCUUAACGCUGGUGGCUAUGCAGGCAACGCAGUGGGUUUCAAACUAUCAUCGCUCUUGUCUCUGGCUGACACCAAGGCCAACAAGCCAGGCAUGAACCUGCUCCACUUCGUUGCUCUGGAAGCACAAAAGAAAGAUAAACAGCUGCUGGAAUUCCCUCUGAAGUUAAAUCAUGUGGAGUCUGCCUCCAGAAUCUCUGUGGAGACCCUGGACAAUGAGCUGCAGAGUUGGACGUCCCGCACUAGCUCAGUGGAGGAGAACGUUCGGGGCGACACAGAGCUUCUGCAGCAGCUGGACGCUUUCUUUCAGAGUUCCACGUUGUCCUUGUGCUCUCUGCGUGAUGCACGUGAGCAGCUGUACAAGGAGGGCAACGAGCUGAUGGACUUUUUCUGCGAGGACAGAGAGACGUUCAGACUGGACGACUGCUUUGGCAUUUUCCACAGAUUCUGUUGCCGGUUCACAGACGCUGUUAAGGAGAACCAGCUCAGGGAGGCUAAGGAGUCAGCACGUCGUCGCCGCCUGCAGGAGCUGGAGGAGCAGAAGAGGCAUUCAUGGUCUGGCGCUGAAGAGGUUAACAGAACAUUUGGGACGCGGUGCAACAGUGAUACAGACAUGACAGCUGGUAAGACCGGUCUGCUGAUGGAACUCUUAUCGACCCAGUCCCAGUCACCCUCAAACAGAUCCCAUGGUCCGUUUGGGCGCUGUGGGAGCUCACGGCGGUCUCGAAACCCACCGUCCAAUUCGCCAGCUGUGAAGGCCGAACAUGACCUCUCCACACUCCUAGACAUGGCGGAGCAAGAGCAGCAGGUCACCUUACGCAGGGGCCGCCGGGAGGAAAGGACCACUUCUUCACAUGUAGCGCAAAGUCCAAAGUUAACAACAGACACUUCCCCAAAAAUCCAGCAGCCCCUCUUACGAGAGACAGACGCUCAAACCGCCUCCUCACCUGCUAGCGCUCCAACAUCAGCAGUUGAUGGUGAAAACAACGCUGUCGAGGUGAACUCAAGUGAAGACAAACCUACCUCUGAUACGAACCAGCGGCCAGACCACAAUAACAAUGGUAGCGAUGGACUCAGUGCUGGUUCUGGUGGACAGGUAUCAACCAGGAACCUUGAUGAAUGUUUGACUUCAAAACUUGAACCGGACAUGGUCUGGUAUCGGGCGCACAAUGCUCUGAGCAGCAACAUCUCCAUGGUGUUGGAGAGACAUAAACUUGUUCCAAAAUUGCAAGCUUUUGAUAUUAUUUUCAGGACACAUGGACCCAGUCAUCAUGGCGAAAGCCCUCCGGAUGAUAACAAGGUCAGAGAUCUAGAAGUGGCGAGCGAUACCCAAGUCCAGAAGGAACCUGAUGAAGCUCUGCAACAGUGUGGGGAGAGUGCGCGGGAGAAGGAUGAGGAGCCACAUGAGGACAGUGUUGUUGUGUGGUGUGUGACUGGUGUGUGUGAGGCAGCUGAGGACACAGAUGUCAGUCAGACUGAGAAUGACAAUCAUGACCAGCAAGAUACCUUUGCCACAGCCAAUCACACGCCUGCUGAGUGUCAUCUGACCAAUGAGCCAGUGCCUUUGCCGAUCAGCAGCCAACCAGUGCCUGCUUCUCACUCUGAGGACUCCCCACUUUUGCUUUCGUCCACCAGGUGGACAGUGCCACUGGAGGAUUCGUCUUCAGAGACAGUAUGUCCGGAAGGGACAGCAAAGUCGGAGGACUUGGGCUUAGCAGAGCAGGCUGAACUCAUAGAUACUGCUGCUGCUGAAGUGUCUGAGGAACCAGCUCCCUCCACUGAAGAAACUGUGGACGCUUCCACCAGUGUUUCCAAAAAAACACUAGAUACCUCAAAAACCCAAACUGUUCUGGAGAGAUCUUUGCACAGGAGUAGUAAGCACAAACCUGUCCGGACGCUGACCAACUCUGAGAACCAGGGCAUGAGGCGGGUCGUACCAAUCACCAGAGCAUCCCUGGACAAACAAAAGCCCCCGCUCCAGCGUCAGCUCCUGACGUCUGCAAGCCUCAGACGAGUGGAGAGACCCUCCUCUGCACCAUCCUCCCGGCGCUCCAGUAUUCAUAAACCUGCCGAUCCUAAAGACCCGGACAAGAAAGCUGCAGUGGCUGUCAGAAACCAGAACUUCCAACGGAAGCCAUCUGUCCGGAAGCCUGUGGAAAAGCCCAAACCUGAGGAGAAGAUGUGCCGCUCCACACUGCGAGCACUGGCUCAGGCUCAGGCUCGAGAGGCAGCUGGGGGAGGAGGAGGAAGCGCCAGUGCUCCGGUCACACCAGUCCACAAACAUACAGCGCCUUCUUCAUGUCCCAGCUUUGCACGGAACACUGCCUCUUCUUCCUUCAGACAGACUUCUUGGACUACCAUUCCCCAACAAACUCAUUCCCCCAAGUCCUCCAAAUCAUCCUCCUCCUCGUCCUCUUCCAGCGUCCCUUGUACCGCCCCAUCUCUGACCCGGACAUUCUCCACGAGACUUGCCUCAAAUACUAGGGCGUCUUCCCCUUCUUCCCCUCAGAAGAACGUGGAGAGCAUCAGAGCACCUCCCCGCUCUCCACUGACUUCUGCUAGAGGCCAUAAACGGAGCGACAGCGGCAGUUUGUCGGACAAGUCAGGUCACUCUCGGGAGUUGAACUCCAGACCCAGCUGGAGAUAACAAGAGGCUCUCGCGUGACCUUCAGCUCCCUCUAGUUUCUUACCAUGACUGAGAAGUACAUUACAAUGCAAUGUUAUGAAUUUCUGUGGAAAUGCUGGAUCAUGAGAAUUGUCACUCAAGUGUAUAAAAGUGAAAUGACUGCUGAAUACAGGAGGUUCCUGUUUUCUGUGACUGUGUCAUUCUCAUUGUCAGUCGGGAAUGUCAGUGCCAUGCUGAAUUUUGAAGCUCGCUGAAUCAACUUUUUUUUAAGCAGUAAGCAACAACAAUUGUAAAUUAUGGUUCAUUUUCAAAAGUUGCAAAAUAUUUACACAUUUAAAAUAUCUGUUCAAAGGAGGAAUGAAGUAAAAAAAAUCUCUAUUUAACGGUAAUAAAUAUUAAAAUAUUUCUUCUGUGUUUUGUGAGAGAAAAAUGAAUUGUAUUUAUUUUGAGAAUAAUGCUAUUCGGCAUGUGUUCUUUUGGGCGGGGGGUUGUUUUCUGCGUUAUUCCUUCAACUCAAGCAAUAAAUCAUUCUAAAUAAUGACCUUCUCAAAGUCUGAUACGAUCAGCAUGUUGCUCAAGCUCCUUUGUUUUUUAAAUCAUCUUUGCAAAAAGACUUGUUUCAAGGUUCGUCUUUAUUCGGAUUCAUUGUUCAACCUGUUCAUUUCAACAAGUAAUGUCGCUAAUCGGGGCACGAACGUUGUUAACUGAGGGAACAGUCAACCAUUAAUUGACAAUUUUAAAUCAAAUACAAUCGUGCAGUUGUGAUGGGAUCUGAUUCUAUGUAUGAAGUAGAAAAUGAAUCAUUUUGGAUGUAUGUGUAACAUGUAUUCUAUUAAAUAUAACAAUGUUGUUGCAACA
Synchiropus splendidus (mandarinfish) is the source of this 4654-nucleotide messenger RNA. RefSeq names its product FH2 domain-containing protein 1-like. The record is from RefSeq and is a predicted model, not a curated record. The transcript is spliced from 15 exons. The coding region runs from base 329 to 3817 and encodes 1162 amino acids. NCBI's taxonomy places the organism in Eukaryota, Metazoa, Chordata, Actinopteri, Syngnathiformes, Callionymidae.